Molecule: messenger RNA, 2959 nt
Organism: [Torrubiella] hemipterigena
Lineage: Eukaryota; Fungi; Ascomycota; Sordariomycetes; Hypocreales; Clavicipitaceae
Source: the annotation of a GenBank genome assembly
AUCCACCCCCCCAAAUAGCGACCGCCACCACGCAAGCAUCAGCUGAGAUUUUCCCCCGGGGAAGGCUUCCACUGAGGCUUCUAUUUCUUCCCCGUCCACUAAAAGAGCGCAUCGGCCAUCCACUAAACGGAAUCCCCCGUCCACUAAAAAAGAGACCCCUCUUCUCCACUGGCCGCUCCACCAGCCCAUCGCCCUGCACGCACCGCACACGCCCAGCGCAACUUCAAGCCAGGCGCCUUACAAGCAACCCGUCGUUCGUUAUAGUGGAGUUGUUAGCGCAUCCCUCCCUGCCUUUCCAACCCACACGCACACGCCCAGCUGGUUUGCUGACUUGUCUUGAAACCGUCUUGGAAUUGGCCCUCUUCCCAUUUCAUCCAGUUUUCUCCUCUCUCACUCUUCAUUCCACAUAACCUGCGUCUUCGUCCUCUCUUGCUUUUUUUUUUUUUUUUCGGCGCCGUCACUGCGCUGCUUCUACGCUCUCACUCUCUGUUGCAGCCCGAUAAUUUUCGCCUUUCCGCAUCCCGUUGCACAGCGUCCGGACACAGCGUCACCGUUCGGAAUCCACGGUUAAACACAGGCGUCACCACUCCCGAUCGACUCUAAAUCACUGCGCUUACCCAAUCCAUCUGCGGAACCAUUCUGAAAUAAAGCAAUUGCCCAGUCCUUGGAUUGCUAUAUUGUCGGAUUUCUUUCUCGCUAUCUCUAUCGCAACUAGCCGACUCUCUCGCGCGGCGUCACCGACUUCGACUCAGUACCAUCCAUCCAUCACGGGACCAUCACCGCCUGCACUGCACCGCACUGCGACUGUAUACUGCGUCUUCACCCUCCUGGCUCAGCCCUGGGAGAGAGCAAAAUAGAAUAUAUACGAAAUAGGAAUUAUAGCCACCACACAGCAACUACCGCCAUGUGCCGACUGGUUGUUUUUGAAGGCGUCUGCACACGCUGCAAUGACAAGCACACCUGGGACGAACUCAUGCAACAAUUAUCCUGCCUCGCUGCCAAAAACAAUGGCAACUUUGGCGACUGUGCAAACGGCAUUUUCAUGGAGAAGCAUGACUUUGACCAAGAAUGCCAGCGAUGCAUAGAUGAGGAUGAGGGGGUCGCCGACAUGGGAUAUGAAACAAGAUCGAUGCUCGAAACCAAGCGUGGCGCCUCGGAUGACUCUGCGUCCCAAAAUACCAAGAAACAACGCACCUAGAUGUGGCUAGACAUCUAUUUUAUUUUCUAUUACAUAUUACGACACGCAAUGAUUACCAGACAAAGCCUCAUCGACGGCACAAUCUGGUACCAAAUCUCCAGCACAUAAUUUCAACUUUACUACGACAUGGCUGGCCUUGCUGCUAGCCCUUGUUUUGCAUCGACAGCGAUGGUCGGUUUGCCGCUUUAGCCGCCUAUCAUGAUACAGAAGGCGAAAGUUGGGACACACCUCCCAUGUCAUCAUGGUUUUUUAUUUUGGCUUGUUUUUUGUUCUCCUCUUUUUAUUCUGGUUGAGAAAGUAUGUUGCAGCACAUAAGCAUGGCGUUUAGGCAGGACGGUUUCCUCACAUGAGAGCAUUUUUGUAUUUGUUAUGACUUGGCAGGCCAAUUUCUUCCGAUCCGCAAGACCGAUACGGACGAGCUUGAUCCCUCGCAGAUACCAGCUUCGAAAAAAACGAUCCAGCUAGCUAACGGGUGUGAACCCAGCUGCUGGUACAAUGGGAAAAGAUUUUGAAUUACAAUUGUUGUAUAUUAUAUAGGAUAUGCCCAGAAAUUACCCGCUACCGUCUCACUAGCACGCUCCAGCCGAUCAAAAUCCGCAAAUGAACCAUGUCUAUGCGUCAUUCAUUCAUCACCGAGGAGGAGGUCCAUACCAUGUAUCCUUAACGUGACCCCAGUAUCGAUCGGGAUCUGCCUUAGCAAUGGCGCAGUGCUGCGCUCCAUCGAACCGCUCUAGCCGUACAUUGAAACCUGCCCUUCGAGCUUCACGGGCCUCGUGUUCCACAGCUCUCCACGGAAUCAUAGCAUCGACCGCCGAAUAAAUAUACGUGCGCCGUGUCUCACUAUCAGCAUGGGCUGGGUUCCGGAUCGCUCGACAGUUUCUGUUUUGCGCAGGCAUUGUGUAUGGGAUGCGAUAGAUGAGCCAGAUGAGCGCCAAGACCGAGUAAAUGAGCGGUGUUGCCAAGCGCGGCAGGAUGGAACUCAAUGCGUGUGCAGUACCUCUCCAAUUGAACUUGCCGGGGCACGAGUCGAAGAUGAAUGCGCGUCUAGGUAGCACUAGAUUGCCCCCGAGCUGCCUCUUUAGAUGGGCGUACAUGUGUAAAGCGGUGCUAACGCCGCCAUUGGAAAAGGCGUGUAGUAGGAUCUUGGGCGGUCCAGACUUUUCCGCUCCAGGUUUCUUUGGUACCAGCGCCUUGAUAAUCGGGACAGCAGGCUUAAUAUGAAGAGGUGCGAGCCAUGGGAAGAAGACGUGGAUGAGAGGACAUUGGGCGACGAGGAUGCGCGACGUGGGGAACAGCGCUCGGUGUCCUUCGACGUAUUUGGCAAUGUAGUCUUCCUUGGCGCCCAUCCAGGAUAAUAUGAUGAUAAGUUCGGGGUCGGCCUUGGAUUUUGGUUUCGAGUCGCUUGCCUUUUCGGGCUCAAAGUAUGUCACAGUUGGGCUGAGGCGCUGCAUAAAGGCGAGACCGCCCUUCGCUUGCGUGGUGUUUGCUGCAACCAUGGUAGAAGGAACUGGAGCUUGCGCUCAGGAUGCGCUGCAAAAUAGUAGAUCGUGAGAUUAGGGAAAAGGGGGCAAGAAGUUGGAGAAUCCAAGUUGCCAGCUUGGCUGAAUCGUCAAAGGGAUUGGAGAUGGAGCUAAACUUGGUUCCCCAAAUCUGGGGAAUGCCGAGCCGAGGCUUGGGUCCAAGUAUAAACGAUAAGCCACCAUGAAGCUACCAUGCGCCUUGCCUAAAAACGAUUGAAAUAUAUGAUAAAUUAGAUAGAAC